Molecule: messenger RNA, 2903 nt
Organism: Astyanax mexicanus (Mexican tetra)
Lineage: Eukaryota; Metazoa; Chordata; Actinopteri; Characiformes; Acestrorhamphidae
Product: venom phosphodiesterase 1
Exons: 25
Coding region: 116-2710 (864 amino acids)
Biological process (GO): nucleoside triphosphate catabolic process
Molecular function (GO): nucleic acid binding; nucleoside triphosphate diphosphatase activity; metal ion binding
Source: RefSeq, a predicted model, not a curated record
AUGUGACUGCAGUGUGUGUAGGUGAGUGUGUGUAUGUAAGUGCAGGUAGACUUCAGUCGCUGAGACGUGUUCAUGCGUUACACACAGACUCCACUCAGGUGUGUAAAUCAUUAAGAUGAUGUUCGAAAAGCCUGAGCUGAGCAAGAAGAAGCUCAUCAUUGUAGUUGUUUUGGCUGUUUCUAUUGUGACUAUCAUACUUGGACUGGGUCUGGGACUCGGACUUCAGCUGGAAAGCUGCAGGAACAAAGCCCCGGUGUCGUGUCGGGACCGCUGCUAUGAGCCGUAUGAUUUCGAGUCUCCAGGAUGCCGCUGUGAUGAGCAGUGCGUUGCCAAUAACAACUGUUGCUAUGACUUCAAGGACAUCUGUCUCCAGCCAACUGAGACCUGGGAGUGCACUACACUGCGCUGUGGGGAGAAGCGUAUCUCCAGCAGUAACUGCCACUGCUCUGCUGACUGUCUGAGUGCUGGAGACUGCUGCACUAAUUAUAACAUCGUCUGUAACGGAGCAAAGUCCUGGGUGGAGGAUGUGUGUGAGAACACGGAGAGCACCAAGUGCCCCAACAAGCAGCCUCUGCUGUUGAUCUCUCUUGAUGGAUUGCGAGCGGAGUAUCAGCAGACGUGGCACUCUCUCAUGCCAGUGCUGGACAAGCUACGAAAGUGUGGAACUUCCACCACCUUCAUGCAGCCAGUGUUUCCCAGUAAAACCUUUCCCAACCACUAUUCCAUAGUAACGGGGAUGUACUCUGAGUCUCAUGGAUUGGUGGAUAACAACAUGUAUGAUCCUGUAUUUGAUGCUACAUUCGGUCUGUCCAAUCCUGAGAAAGACAAUCCCAGAUGGUACCAAGGACAACCGAUCUGGCACACAGCGAUGUAUCAGGGUCUGAGAGCAGGAACGUUCUUCUGGCCAGGAUCAGACGUGGCCAUAAAUGAAACUUUCCCAAACUUAUAUGAGAAAUAUGAUGGAACGGUCCCAUUUGAGAAGAGAGUGUUUACUGUGCUGAAAUGGUUACAGCUGCCUGAAACUCAGCGACCAGAUUUCCUCACUCUGUAUCUGGAAGAACCGGAUAAAUCUGGACACAACUAUGGACCUGUCAGUGGAGGGUUGGUCAGUGCCAUCCAGGGAGUGGAUAAAGUGAUGGGACACCUGAUGAACGGACUGAAACAGCUCAACCUUCACGAGUGCAUCAACAUCAUUGUUGUAGCUGAUCACGGCAUGGCUGAAACUAGCUGUGACCGGACGGAGGCGCUGCAGGACCUGGUGGGAGACGUCUCACACCUGUACGUUACUCAAGGUCCAUUUGGACGAAUCAGAGCAGCAGACAAAACAGUGACCUUGGACGCCGCAGGGCUGGUGGCCAACAUGACAUGCAAGAAGCUUGAUCAGAAGAUAAAGGCCUACUUGAAGUCUCACAUGCCAAAACGCUUCCACUAUGCAAACAACCGGCGUAUAGAGGACGUGAAUGUGCUUGUUACCUCACGCUGGCUGUUUGAAAGUUUCCCAGGUGCCCUCACAUUCUGCUCUGGUGGAAAUCAUGGCUAUGACAACGAUGACUACAGCAUGCAGGCUAUGUUCUUAGGUUAUGGACCCAAAUUUCAGUUUCAGACCGAAGUGGAGCCGUUCUCCAACAUUGAGCUGUACAAUCUCAUGUGUGACAUAAUGGAAAUCACUCCAGCCCACAAUAACGGAAGUCAUGGCAGCCUGAACCACAUGCUGCGGACUCCGCCCUUCUCACCACAGCACCCGCAAGAACAAAGCCUCCCCGGCCAGUGUCCUCUGGCCACCCUGGUGCCGACUAAUCCACUGGGCUGCUCAUGCCCUGCACUGAACGGCUCCAAUCCCAACUCUCGACUCAACCUGACUGACGCUGAAAAGGCUGCUAGUGAGAAGAAACACCUGAUGUUUGGGAGACCCCGAGUCCUGCAGUCCCUCUCUGAAUACUGUCUUCUGCACCAAGAAGGGUUUAUCAGUGCCUACAGCCGAAACACACACAUGCCUCUGUGGAGCUCAUUUACCGUGGAAAAACCGGCUGGAGGAAGUUCUGACCCUCUGCCAGGAGUGACGGAAGACUGUCUGAGGCCAGAUGUUCGAAUCCCAGAGGAUCAGAGUCCCACCUGUGAUCAAUACACCAACGCCGGCAACGUCACACAUGCCUUCCUGUACCCGCCCAGUCUGAACAGUACAGCAGAAGAACAGUAUGAUGGGCUGAUUCUCAGUAAUGUGAUUCCGAUGUAUCCAGAGUUUAAGAAGAUAUGGCAGUAUUUUCAGGACGUCCUGCUGGUAAAGUAUUCCUCUCAGUAUAAUGGGAUUAACGUGGUGACCGGCCCUGCCUUCGACUAUAACUACGACGGCCACUUCGACACAGCCGAGCAAAUUCAAGAGUUUGUUACAGGAACUGGUAUUCCCAUUCCCACUCAUUACUUUGCAGUUGUGGCAAGCUGCUUGGACGCGAGUCGGCCGGUGACGGACUGCGCGGGAGAAUUUUACACCAUCUCCUUCUUAUUACCUCACAGACCCGACAACUCAGAGAGCUGCAUGAGUAAUCAAGCAGAGUCCACCUGGGUUGAGGACCUGAUCUGGUUCCAUCAGUCACGCGUAAUGGACGUAGAGUGGAUCACAGGACUGAGCUUCUUCCAGGACAGCGGUCGCCCGGUUCCUGAGGUCCUGCGGGUGAAGACCCGGCCCACUGCAGCCAUUCAGAGAAGAACAUGAAGGAUGUAAUUUACAUAAUCAUGAAAAUCCACAUGAAAUUCAUGUUUUAAUAUAAAACCAGGCAAAUUUAUGGAUAUAUAAAAUUAUGUAUUUUAAUGCUGCUUACAAUCUAAGCAAAAAUUGGUUCUUUAAAGUUCUUAAAAAGGGUUAUUUGACUUUUAACAAGAGUGGAAACGUUUUGGUUCCAUAGAAA